AUGAUAACUGUCAACACAGAAAACAUAGCAGCCAUUGAGUCAGCCUCCCAAAGCAACUUCAUCAUUGAAAAAUACAGUGACGUAUUUAAUGGCCUGGGCGUUUUGGCUCCAGUAACAGAACCGACUGACUGGAUAUCGUCAUUGGUGGCUGUACGGAAGCCCAGUGGGAAAAUGCGUCUGUGUAUAGAUCCCAAACCUCUGAACAAAGCGCUAAAGAGAAAUCAUUAUGCAACACCAACUAUAGACGAUAUUUUGCCAGAACUAAGCCAAGCCAGAAUUUUUUCUGUAGUAGACUGCAAGGAUGGCUUUUGGCAUAUUACUCUCGAUGAUGAGAGCAGUUUUCUCACAACAUUCGGAACCCCUUGGGGUAGAUAUCGAUGGCUCCGCAUGCCAUUCGGUAUUAAACCAGCAAGCGAAGAAUUCCAGCGGAGAAUGGAUGAAGCUCUAUCUGGUAUACAUGGAAUCAAAGCGAUUCAUGACGACAUAGUCGUAUACGGUUGUGGAAACUCGGAUGAUGAGGCCAUACGUGAUCACGACAAAAAAUUAUCUACCUUGCUAGAGAGAUGCAGGGAGAAUUAA
This is a messenger RNA of Ostrea edulis (European flat oyster), 579 nucleotides long. RefSeq lists its product as uncharacterized. The coding region runs from base 1 to 579 and encodes 192 amino acids. The record is from RefSeq and is a predicted model, not a curated record. NCBI's taxonomy places the organism in Eukaryota, Metazoa, Mollusca, Bivalvia, Ostreida, Ostreidae. The transcript is spliced from 2 exons.